AAAGAGAGAAUGAAUUUGCCUAAAUGGCAACAGAUUAUUCGCAUACUUCGCUAGGUGCCAUAACUCCGCGCAUAUAAUGAAAAGAACUCGCCCCCUUUAUCCCAGUGCUAAAAAGCUACAGCACUCACUACUCAGCAGCUGCCAUUAUAGUUCACACGAUCAUAAACACACUUAUCUCUACAAAUCAACGCUAAAAAGUUCAGUUAAUGCUCCGUAGCUCUGCCCCGCCAGCUCUUCCUAUCUCUAACCCGGAAAAGGAAAACCAAAUAAGGUAGCAUGUGGAUGCGUUUGUAGACACCAGGAGAAAAUAUAUUCAAGUAGUGAUUAAAGAUGGCCUUUAAGCCAUUGGAUUGGUAUUGUCACCCGGUAAAGAAUGGAGUUUGGUCAAAAGUGGUGGAGAAUGCAUUCGGAGCGUAUACCGCUUGUGCAACCGACUCACUGGUCAUCUCUGCUUCCCAUCUUCUGGUUUUGGCAUUGUGCCUUUACAGGAUAUGGAAGAUGAAUAAAGAUUCCACCGUCCAGAGGUUCCGCUUAAGGUCCAACUAUUAUAACUAUAUGCUGGGUUUGCUGGCUUCUUAUUGCACUGUUGAACCCUUGUAUCGAUUAGCAAUGGGAAUGUCAUUGCUGAAUGUUGAUGGACAGACUAGUAUUGCUCCGUACGAGACAAUAUCUCUCAUCAUUGAAUCUCUCACAUGGGGCUUUAUGCUGGUGAUGAUUGGUCUUGAAACAAAUGUGUACAUUUAUGAACUUCGCUGGUAUGUUAGAUUUGGAGUCAUUUAUGCAUUGGUGGGGGAUGCAGUGAUGUUCAACCUCGUGCUAUCUGUCAAGAAGUUCUACAAUGGGUCCAUACUGUAUUUGUACACAAGUGAAGUUGCAGUCCAGGCAUUAUUUGGUCUGCUCCUUCUUUUAUAUUUUCCUCAAUUGGAACUGUAUCCGGGGAUUUCGGGCUACUCUGUGCUUCGGACUGAAUCGGUUGACAACACAGCAUAUGAAAAACUCCCUGGUGAAGAGGAGAUUUGUCCAGAAAGGCAUGGCAACCUAUUGUCCAAAGUUACUUUUGCAUGGAUGAACCCUCUUAUGCAACUUGGUUACAAGAGACCUCUCACAGAAAAGGAUAUAUGGAAACUGGAUACUUGGGAUAGGACAGAAACACUCAAUAAUGUGUUUCAAAAAUGUUGGGCUGAGGAGUCUCAAAGGCUACGCCCAUGGCUUUUGAGAGCAUUAAAUAGCAGUCUUGGGGGAAGAUUUUGGUGGGGAGGCUUCUGGAAGAUUGGAAAUGACGUGUCCCAGUUUAUUGGGCCUCUUAUGCUGAAUCAACUAUUACAAUCUAUGCAAGAAGGAGGUCCAGCAUGGAUUGGCUACAUCUAUGCAUUUACAAUUUUUCUUGGAGUGGUCUUCGGUGUGCUGUGUGAAGCCCAAUACUUCCAAAAUGUCAUGCGUGUUGGAUAUCGCUUGAGAUCAACCCUGGUAGCUGCAGUUUUCCGCAAGUCAUUGAGGCUAACUCACGAGAGCCGGAAGCGGUUUGCAACCGGAAAAAUAACUAACUUAAUGACCACUGAUGCCGAGUCCCUACAGCAAAUAUGCCAAUCACUGCACACUUUAUGGUCUGCUCCUUUUCGGAUUGUCAUUGCAAUGGUUCUUCUAUACAUUCAGUUGGGAGUUGCAUCUCUACUUGGUGCAUUCAUGCUUGUUUUACUGUUCCCUAUUCAGACUUUAGUAAUAAGCAAGAUGCAGAAAUUGACAAAAGAGGGAUUGCAGCGCACUGACAAGAGAAUUGGAUUAAUGAAUGAAAUACUGGCCGCAAUGGACACAGUAAAAUGCUAUGCAUGGGAGGACAGUUUCCAAUCAAAGGUUCAGGGGGUUCGGGAAGAGGAGCUAAGUUGGUUUCGUAAAGCACAAAUGCUAGGAGCAUUGAACAGUUUCAUAUUGAACAGCAUUCCAGUUUUUGUGAUUGUGGUCUCGUUCGGGGUGUUCACUUUACUUGGUGGGAAUCUAACACCUGCAAGGGCAUUUACAUCUCUAUCUUUAUUUGCAGUGCUACGCUUUCCGCUUUUCAUGCUUCCCAAUAUCAUAACACAGGUAGUUAAUGCGAACGUAUCCUUGAAACGUCUCGAGGAACUUCUUUUAGCUGAAGAGAGGGAACUUCUGCCCAAUCCACCUCUUGAGCCCAGUUUUCCAGCCAUUUCAAUUAGAAACGGUAGCUUUUCAUGGGAAUCGAAGGGAGAUAAACCAACUUUAUCAAAUAUCAAUUUGGAUGUUCCAAUUGGAAGUUUAGUAGCAAUUGUAGGCGGUACUGGUGAAGGAAAGACAUCACUCAUAUCAGCAAUGCUUGGGGAGAUUCCUGCUGUUACAGAUUCAAGUUUUGUCGUGAGAGGAACUGUUGCUUAUGUGCCACAAUUAUCAUGGAUUUUCAAUGCCACGGUGCGUGACAACAUACUAUUUGGUUCAAGAUUUUCACCAGCAAGGUAUGCUAAAGCGGUUGAUGUGACUGAACUACAGCAUGACCUUGAACUUCUCCCUGGUGGUGAUCUUACUGAAAUUGGAGAAAGAGGAGUCAACAUUAGUGGAGGGCAGAAACAAAGAGUUUCUAUGGCUAGAGCUGUUUAUUCUGAUUCUGAUGUUUACAUAUUUGAUGACCCCUUAAGUGCACUGGAUGCUGAUGUUGGCCGCCAGGUUUUUGAGAAAUGCAUCCGGGGAGAAUUAAGAGAAAAGACCAGAGUGUUGGUCACGAACCAGUUGCAUUUUCUAUCACAAGUAGACAAAAUUAUAUUGGUGCAUGACGGUAUGGUGAAAGAAGAAGGAACUUUUGAAUAUCUCUCAAAUAAGGGUGAGCUAUUCCAAAAACUGAUGGAAAAUGCUGGAAAGAUGGAGGUUUUUACGGAUGAAAGCAAAAUUUUGGAUGUUGGUGAUAAAACCUUAAAUCCUGUUGCUAAUGGUGAGGUUAAUACCAACAACAACAUCCAAGCCUUAGUCCCUAAAGAGUUUGGAGUCGGCAAAUCUGUUCUUAUAAAACAGGAAGAGCGGGAAACAGGUGUCGUGAGUUGGAAAGUUUUGAACAGGUAUAAGGAUGCUCUAGGAGGCGGGUGGGUAGUUAUGAUAUUGUUGAUGUGCUACAUCUCAUCUGAAUCUCUUCGAAUUGGAAGCAGUACAUGGUUAAGUAUUUGGACUGAUGAGACCAGUUCAAUGCGAUAUAGUGCCAUGUUCUACAACAUGAUCUAUGCAGCUCUAUCCUUUGGUCAAGUGUUGGUAACCCUUACCAAUUCAUUUUGGUUGAUCACUUCAAGCCUUUAUGCUGCUAGAAGGUUGCAUACUGCCAUGUUGAAUUCCAUCUUAAGAGCUCCAAUGGUCUUCUUUCACACGAAUCCACUCGGGAGGAUUAUCAAUAGGUUUGCUAAGGAUCUAGGAGACAUAGAUCGGAAUGUUGCACCAUUUGUCAAUAUGUUUAUGAGCCAAGUUUCCCAACUCAUUUCCACAUUUGUGCUAAUUGGUAUAGUUAGCACAAUGUCUUUGUGGUCCAUAAUGCCACUCCUAGUCUUGUUUUAUGGUGCUUACCUUUAUUAUCAGAGCACUGCCCGUGAGGUAAAGCGCUUGGAUUCCAUUUCCAGAUCUCCUGUAUAUGCACAAUUUGGAGAAGCACUGAAUGGUCUCCCAACUAUACGUGCUUAUAAAGCUUAUGAUCGAAUGGCCCACAUUAAUGGGAAAUCCAUGGACAAUAAUAUUAGAUUCACUCUUGUGAACAUGAGUGGAAAUCGUUGGCUUGGAAUUCGUCUGGAGACAUUGGGGGGCCUUAUGAUUUGGCUCACUGCAACAUUUGCUGUGGUGCAGAAUGGAAGAGCAGAAAAUCGAAUGGCUUUUGCAUCCACUAUGGGAUUGCUUCUCAGUUAUGCCUUGAAUAUUACAAACCUACUAACUGGAGUGUUAAGAGUGGCUAGUAUUGCUGAGAAUAGUUUAAAUGCUGUUGAGCGAGCUGGCACAUACAUAGAAUUGCCUUCAGAAGCACCUGCUAUUGUUGAGGGCAAUCGCCCUCCUCCAGGAUGGCCCUCGGCGGGAUCCAUUAGAUUUGAAAGUGUUGUCUUACGCUAUAGGCCUGAACUUCCUCCCGUUUUGCAUGGUAUAUCAUUCACUGUUCCACCUAGUGACAAGGUUGGGGUGGUUGGGAGAACAGGAGCAGGAAAAUCGAGCAUGUUAAAUGCUUUAUUCAGACUUGUGGAACUGGAAAGAGGAAGGAUCAUUAUUGAUGAUUGUGAUGUUUCAAAGUUAGGAUUGAUGGACCUCCGUAAGGUUCUUGGUAUCAUACCACAGUCACCUGUUCUGUUCUCAGGUAGUGUUAGAUUCAACCUUGAUCCAUUCAAUGAACACAAUGAUGCUGAUCUGUGGGAGGCUUUAGAGAGGGCGCAUCUCAAAGAAGUGAUCAGAAGGAGCUCUUUGGGUCUGGACACUGAGGUUUCAGAGGCAGGAGAAAAUUUCAGUGUUGGGCAGAGGCAACUACUAAGUCUUGCCAGAGCAUUGCUUCGCAGAUCAAAGAUCCUAGUCCUUGAUGAAGCAACAGCUGCUGUUGAUGUUAGAACCGAUGCUCUUAUACAGAAAACCAUAAGAGAAGAAUUUAAAUCGUGCACAAUGCUGAUUAUUGCUCACCGUUUGAAUACAAUCAUUGAUUGCGAUCGAAUUCUUCUUCUUCAUUCGGGUCAGGUCUUGGAAUAUGAUACUCCAGAGGUGCUUCUACGAAAUGAGGAAAGUGCAUUUUCUCGUAUGGUUCAAAGUACAGGGACGGCUAAUGCUCAGUACCUGCAAAGUUUAGUUCUUAGUGGUGGACGUGAUAUGAAAGCCGAUAUGGAAAAACAGCUAGAUGGGCAAAGGAGAUGGUUAGCCUCUUCCCGCUGGGUUGCUGCCACCCAGUUUGCAUUGGCUGUAAGCCUAACUUCAUCGCAGAAUGACCUUGUGCAAUUGGAAGUUGAAGAUGGUGAUAAUAUCCUCAAAAGAACAAAGGAUGCCGUAAUCACUUUACAGGGAGUGUUAGAAGGGAAGCAUGACACAUUGAUUGAAGAGACUCUGGAUCAUCACCAUGUUUCCAGAGACAGAUGGUGGUCUUCUUUAUACCGAAUGAUUCAAGGUCUUGCAAUGAUGAGUAGACUGGCUCCUAGCAAACUGCAUCAUGGAGAGCUUGUUUUUGAGGAAAAAACCAUUGACUGGGAUAAUAGUCAGAUGUAGGAGUAGAGCGCACUCAUUCAAGGUUGAAAAUGAACUUCUCCCAAAAAUGCCUUUUAAGUGCUUUCUAUCUUUCAAUAAGAAAAUGCUUUCUGAAAUGCUGCAAGUGUUGUUACACAGAUAGAUAAGUGGACUAAAAUCGUGGUUUUAAUUUGUUAGAAAACGCUUUAGUCAUCAAAAUCGUUUGAUUAUUUCAUAAUUACAUAUUGGGGCGUGGGUUAAUUCGCCAAAGGCACACUUGGGUCUUGAAUAAUGGUGCAUUAAUUCCUCCGUUUUUAUUAUACCAGACUAGAAAUCUGGUUUCUGUUGGUGGGUUGGGCGUAUGAGGCUUUGCAUGAUGUUUGAGAAGCAUACAUUUUUAUUGUUAAAGAACUACUAUGUCCGAUCCACUAACAUUAAGACAUUAAGAAGUGGUACGUUUAUUAAGAAAAUGGGUUUAUGUGAUUGAUAUUGAA
Messenger RNA from Cuscuta epithymum, 5660 nucleotides. The record is from the annotation of a GenBank genome assembly. NCBI's taxonomy places the organism in Eukaryota, Viridiplantae, Streptophyta, Magnoliopsida, Solanales, Convolvulaceae.